This is a messenger RNA of Drosophila takahashii, 433 nucleotides long. RefSeq lists its product as uncharacterized. The record is from RefSeq and is a predicted model, not a curated record. Lineage: Eukaryota; Metazoa; Arthropoda; Insecta; Diptera; Drosophilidae.
UGACCUGGGUCGGCAGUGUCUCAUCGCUGAUUGCAACGAUCAGUUCGCUUGAAAAUGGAUUCGCACACCUUUGUCUUACUGCUGCUAAUUGGCUGCCUGAUUGUUGGAUGCUGUAUGGCUGCACCUGCCUGUAAUGGCGGCUUUUAUACCAGCAACGGUAACCUGGUGAUCGACGUAAACAAUAUUCAGAGCCACCUCAACUGCGUUAAUCGGCAGCAUCAAAAUCGUGGAUGACACCGUCAUCGGCCGUCUAAUCUUCUACUUAAUUACAUAAAAAUAUAAAAAUAAUUAUAUAAACACAAAGUGCAAUGCAAAAACCACGAAAAAAGCUCAAUAAAAUAUACUAAACUAACCACAAUCGAUACUAAUUCUAAUUUGUUCGACUAUUUGUGAAUAAACAACUGCCAAUGCAGGUUGAGUGUUGUAUAAACAA